Puma concolor (puma) is the source of this 1977-nucleotide messenger RNA. The record is from RefSeq and is a predicted model, not a curated record. Lineage: Eukaryota; Metazoa; Chordata; Mammalia; Carnivora; Felidae.
AUGGACAACGGAAACGCCCAGAUGCACACGGAGGGAAGGAUCAAGGCUCCAGAAGCCCAGCCAAGUCCUGGCAUGAGCACCACCAGCAAGAGGCCUGGUGUUGAGCCUACCAUAUCAGAAAUCAGCCAGGUUGCGUUUCCAGAUGCUGCAGGGAUGGGCAGUGGGAAGCAGCCCUCAUCAGCCCCAGGGGGGCCAGAGAAGGGACCAGAACACAGCGCAGCCUCAGAGGAAGGGCCUCGGGAGCUCAGGACCCAGGAGCAGAGGCGGCCGGCAGAACCAGGGAAGAAGCAGUCAACCCCGGCACCCCAGCAAGGGCCCGGAUUGCGGCAAGGAGGCCGUGAUCAGGCCAAGCCAGGAAGUGAGCUGGGGGUGCUGCCUUCCAGGGUCCCCGCGGCACAGGAAGGACAGCAGCAACAGGGCUCAGGGAAGGAGACCGAGGACCAACAGGGGAGACAUCAGAACCCAGGGAUGGUGGAGGGUCAGGCCCCCGAGAGCCACCAGGACCCAGAGUGGCGGCCUCCCCCAGGUCACCAGGCAGCUAAUGGGGAAGACAUAGUACAGCCGGUGAAGGCUUUUUGCACCUCGGACAGCCGUGGGCAGCAACCGGGAGACAAGCCCGCCGAGGAGGUGGACACCCCAUGUAUCGGGCCACAGGGGGCUCUGCCAGAGCCUGGCCCAGGGGGACAUGAGGACAGUUCUCGGGGGGCAGGGCCCCGAGUGCCCCUGGCAACUCUGGAGGAAAAGACGGCCAGCUCCUUCCCACCAUCCACGCCAGGACCUGACCCCCCAAAAGGAGGGGUCGAGGGGGUGGAGACCCAGCCAACACCAGGGCCUGUUCUUCCACCAGAGAUGAGGGACACUGGAGAGAGGAGGGACCUGGAUCCCGUGCAGAAGCAGCCUCAGGCGCCCAUGGUGGCCGCAGGGGCCCAGAACCUCGGGAACCUUCGGCAAGGCUUCAUGAAGUGCUUGCUGGAGGUGGAAGAGGCGGAGGCCACACAUCGGAGGGCGACGGCCAAGGCCCGGGCCCUGCCAAACCGGAAGUCCCCCAGGACCCUGACCCCUGUGCCCAGCUCAGCCCCCAGCCUGCUUCUGACCCUGCCUCAGACCCCCGCGCCGGCCCCUGUGAUGGCCCCAUCCUGGGCCCGGUGGCCAGCCCCCGGGUCAAUCCCUGCCCCGGUCCCAGGGCCCGUGGUGGCCCUGCCGCCCCCCACCCUGGACGCGGGCUGGAGAAGGACAGAACUCCUGCACCCGAGCGGAGACAGGAGCCUGAGCAGCUCCAAGGCACGGCAGGAGCUGGAGGAGUGCGGCCUCCUCAAGCUGUCUCAGACCCGGGAGGAGAGGUCGGAGGAGCACCUCACCCUGAAGCAGGAGGAAGGAGAUGGUCGUGUAGGCUUCAAGGACUUCUUGGCUGUGAUGACAGACAGCGGGCGUUUCUUCUCCUCCGUGGAACAGAGCGCCCUGACGGACACGGCUCCCCCCAACCCCCACACUCUGCUCUUUGAGAUCCUGUCCCUGAUGGUGGAGAUGCUGGCCCUACCCGAGGCAGCCUUAGAGGAGAUCACCGACUAUUACCAGAAGAAGCUGAAGGAAGGCACCUGUAAGGCCCGAGAGAUGGAGUCGGCCAUAGGCCGGCUGCGGUCCCGGAAGAAGCUUCCCUGCAACCCCCAGCAAGCAGACACCUUGGAAGUCCCGGAACGAAGGGUCCUCAGGAUCCUGAGCCGGCUGAAGCAGCAGAACUACGCUGCCAAUCUGCAGAGCCCCUACGCCCAGGUGCCCUGCAUCCCGCUCUAUCCGCAGCUGGACAAGAAGAUGGCCCGACGGAAGCAGGGCAGCCACUACGUGCUAGAUCAGUGUACCCCCACCAGCCUGGGCCCCGACAUCCGUAGCCUUUUCUUCCAGUCAGGAUCUCAAGGAAGCAGGGAACACAACUCAGAGAGCCGAAAGUGGCUCAGCUCUGUGCCAGCUCGAACCCACUGA